Messenger RNA from Ogataea parapolymorpha DL-1, 504 nucleotides. RefSeq names its product Translation machinery-associated protein 16. The coding region runs from base 1 to 504 and encodes 167 amino acids. The record is from RefSeq and is a predicted model, not a curated record. The transcript has a single exon. NCBI's taxonomy places the organism in Eukaryota, Fungi, Ascomycota, Pichiomycetes, Pichiales, Pichiaceae. Gene Ontology annotation, cellular component: nucleus.
AUGCCUAAAAGUCUCUCCAGCGUCAACAAGAAGCUCAAGAAUGCCAAGCUUCUGCAUCCCAAAGGCCGCAGAGCCAAACUAAUAUCGCGUGCAACUCUCCGAGAGGAGAAUCUAGCAAAGCGAAAACUUGCUCAGCAGGAGAAAAAGUCUAACGAGCUGCAGAUUGUCACAUAUUUCCAACAAGUCAUCACAGAAAACGAGGAAUAUAGUUCCAAGCCGCAAUUUAGUCUUGAAGAGCUCCAGAAAUUCAUUGAGGAGUUCAUUUCGCGCGACGAUGAAGAACUGGAAGAGCUCCGAGCAGAAAGAAGACCAGGCAGACCUGCAUCAAAAAGACAAGAUCUGCUCGAAAUCCGCAGGAAACAAGAAGUCCACGUUUACGAGACCGGCUGGAGUGUUCCAGAUUUGCGCGACCCCAAGACGGUGAAGCUUCUGAGAAAUUGGAAUGGGGAUAGAGGCAGUUUGACCGCGUUGACGUUCAAUGUGGUGAAGAAAUCUGAUAUGUAG